Molecule: messenger RNA, 1729 nt
Organism: Naumovozyma dairenensis CBS 421
Lineage: Eukaryota; Fungi; Ascomycota; Saccharomycetes; Saccharomycetales; Saccharomycetaceae
Gene: IVY1
Product: Ivy1p
Exons: 1
Biological process (GO): vacuole fusion, non-autophagic
Cellular component (GO): fungal-type vacuole membrane
Molecular function (GO): phospholipid binding
Source: RefSeq, a predicted model, not a curated record
AUGAAUAAUUCUUCCUCUUCUCAAAAACUUCCGACGAAGGAGGAUUAUAUUUCACCCACUAGGUAUGCACCUCAUUUAUCUGAGUUUUACCCCAUAGUCAAUAGGCAAAGUCAUGACGAUACGACGAAGAACAAUGGGACUAAUAAUCUUCCGAAUGUUCUAAGUAGUAACACCCCUACCCCUACCCCAACUACAACUACAACUACGACUAGUACGAAUGAUAUAUUAUUAGAAUCUCCUAGAUCAUUAUCACAACAACAAUUAAAAGUUGGUUCAAGGCGACCAUCUAGCAUUGCAUCUGGUAUGAGUUCAAUAAACGAUUUACAAACGUUAAUUACUAAGAGAGAUGUUAAAUAUACUAGUGAUGCGAUGUUAGAAUUGUUGAAACGGGCAAAUGAAUUUUCUGUGGCUUUGAGUAAUGUUUCUAAUAAGGCAGGGUUGAUGGCUGAAUCAAUGGAAAAGAUUGCUAAAUUGAAAGGUUGUAAUGAUGAUACUGCUGAUAAGUUGAUUAGUGCUAGUGGAUUGUUCCAUCUUUUAAGUAAUCAUGAACAAAUUAUGUCGAGUAAUAUUUCUAAUUUGAUGAAUGAUAAAUUACGUGAUGAGAUUGAUGAAUUUAAAUUGAAAAGUAAAGUCUUGGAGAAUAAUUUUAAGAUUAAAAGUAAAGAGGAGAGUUUAAAAUUGAAGUUACAAGAAAAACAUAAUAGUCAAUUAUCAAAGAGGAAAAUUAGGAAUUUGAUAUCUUAUAGAGAAAGUUUAACGAAUCUACAAAAUCAAUUGGACUUAUUAGAGAAUAUUAAAUAUGAUUAUUAUAGAGAUUCUUAUUUUAUAGUGGAGAAUACUUGUAACAAAAUAUUAGAUGAGAUUGCCACUAUAUCAAGAGCUCAAGUAGAAUUAUCUGAAAAUAUUGCUAGAAAAGGUUGGUCAGGUGGUGGGCUUGAUGAAUUAUUGUUAAACGGUGAAGAUCCCUUUAAUAAAUAUAUAGAAGAAGAUAUUGAAGAGGAGAAUGCAAACAGACAAGAAGGAGAGGAAGAGGAAGAAGAAGAAGAAGAAGAAGAAGAUGGUUCGUCGACUAUACAAAAUGACAAAAAUACAAGUAUACUGCAUGAGGAACUUGAUAGUACUUCAGUACGAAACAAAUCAAUGAAUAAUGCUGAUGAAAAUAUGAAUUUGAUUCCCUCCAUUGAAGUAGUUCAUGCGGAUGAGACUGAUAAGAAUAAAAAGGGGCAUAAUUCUGAACCCCGCUUACAAGAACCCGUUUGGAUUGAUUCAUCAUCUAGACGAACGUUAACACCGACAAGUAAUGGUCAAACGAUAGAAGAGCGGACGCGAUGUACUGAAUGUACAACCAUCCAGGCUUCAUCUGAUCCUAAAAACAAUAAUAAUUAUAAUAGUAACGAGGGUGACGGUAACGAUAAAAGUGAUGAUGAUGAUAAUGAUGAUGAUGGGAGUCACAGUAGUUUAUUUGACAGUUCAUUUGCUUUACCAAAUAGUAAUUCAAAUACGCAUUCUAAUAGCAAUAUUAGCAAUAUUGGCAAUAAUAAUGAUAAUUGUAACAGCGAAGGAAAUCUCGAGAACUCCUCGGUGCAUAAUUUACAAGAAGAUAUUGAAAGGGAGCAUAAAGUAGUGCAAAUGGAGGAAAGCAAUGAAGAAAUCAAUGAGAGUACGAACAGUGAUACCCAUACAAAUAACAUACUUGAUGGUUUAAGUUCUCUUGAGGUUGGUAAUAAUG